AGUUUUGUUUUUGUAUUUGCCAUUUUAUGAGCUGCCUUGCCGGUUCGUUGUCAUUCAUCGUUCGCCUUAGGUCAACGACAGAUAAUCGGUUACUAAUUUGCCCAUAACUUACAUUUAAAAAAAUAUAUUAGCUUAAAUAUGUCGUUUAUUGGACGUGCAUUGCUGCGUAAUGGCAAAGGUAUUGUUUGUGGUCAAUACAAACAGACAACGACGCGUCUGUUGCAUCAGACUGCUCCACUGUGCGCGGUGCGCGUUCAACAGCCGGCUCCAGAUUUCAAGGGAUUGGCUGUGAUCGGCAAUGACUUCCAGGAGAUCAAACUGGAAGACUACAGAGGCAAAUAUCUGGUGCUGUUUUUCUACCCGUUAGACUUCACCUUUGUUUGUCCAACGGAAAUAGUUGCAUUUAGCGAACGCAUUAACGAGUUCCAGGACAUCAAUGCCGAAGUUGUCGGCGUCUCGGUGGACUCGCAUUUUAGCCAUCUGACCUGGUGCAAUGUAGAUCGCAAGAAUGGCGGCGUUGGCAAGCUGAAAUAUCCAUUGCUUUCGGACAUUACCAAGAAGAUAUCCGCUGAUUAUGAUGUGCUGCUCGACAACGAAGGCAUCUCGCUGCGCGGCACAUUCAUCAUUGAUCCGAAAGGUGUCUUGCGUCAGUACUCGAUCAACGAUUUGCCCGUGGGCCGAUCCGUCGAUGAGGUGUUGCGUCUAAUCAAGGCCUUCCAGUUUGUCGAAGAGCACGGCGAGGUGUGCCCAGCCAACUGGAAUCCAAAGACUAACCCGGCUACCAUCAAGCCCGAUGUGGAUGAAUCCAAGCAAUACUUCAGCAAGCAUGGCUAAGACUGCCAUUAAAAACCUUCAACAUUCAACUCAAACAGAGACCCCAACAAAAAAACGCCACAAAUUAUUUUGUCAAUCCUUUAAAGCAUAAAAUACAAAUUACGUAGUUACAUG
This is a messenger RNA of Drosophila grimshawi, 948 nucleotides long. RefSeq names its product peroxiredoxin-2. Gene Ontology annotation, cellular component: mitochondrion; cytosol. Gene Ontology annotation, biological process: hydrogen peroxide catabolic process; response to oxidative stress; cell redox homeostasis. The transcript is spliced from 4 exons. The coding region runs from base 139 to 834 and encodes 231 amino acids. The record is from RefSeq and is a predicted model, not a curated record. Lineage: Eukaryota; Metazoa; Arthropoda; Insecta; Diptera; Drosophilidae. Gene Ontology annotation, molecular function: thioredoxin peroxidase activity.